GACUGUUGCGAAUAGUUCCUAUACGUUAGGCUCUUUGUGGAACUGGCAACCCUGAAGCAAGAACGUCGGGCGCCGCCGUAGCUGCCUAUAGGAUUUGAGAACGAAGAGCAGUGCAUUUUAGUUCGCGAUAGGUGGAAGAAGUACGACUUGUGCGCUGUUGUUGGGUGACUUGUCCGUGAGCUGAUACUACAAUUUAUUGAAGCUGCUUGAAAUAUAAGCUGCUCUCAAUAUAGUAUCUUAGCUCCGAACGUACCACACGCCCCAACAAACUUCAAUAAAUUGUAUUCCACAAAAAGCAUUCCGCCAUGGAAAGUGUAGAAGAAGAGCUUUCCCUUCUAGAAAAGAAGAAUGAGUUGUGGCGGAAGCAAUACGAUGAAAGGGUGAAAAUUAUGGAGCUUCGCUACGAGCAAGAUCUCGCAAAAAUCGACGAGGAGUUCAGGGAAGCUGUACGAAAAAUGGAAUCGGAUUUCAGCGCUAGAAAAGAAGCAGUGAUGCGGCAAUAUAGUGGAAAGUCGGACUGCAAAGUAAAGGUGAUAAAACCAAAUGCGCCAUGCGACGACACCCAGCCGCAAAAAGACUGCACUAGAGUAUCGAAUCCAGAAACAGCACAGUCUCACGAACAUUACUCGCAACCAAUGAUCUUGAUGAAGAUAUCUGCUGUUUCACGCAACAUCGGCAUCGGUGAUCGGUCCCCCCAAAAGAGAGGAGCAAACACCAAAACAAUACCAGCUGAUUCGUCAUCAGCACACAAGCAGGAGAAACAAAACGCAAUGCCCAUUGCAGCACGAAAGAUACGGGUAGCCUGUCGAAAGCCACAUCCAACGAUGAAAGAGCAACACCGCCACCGCCGCCGCCGUCGUCGUCGUCGCCGCAGCAAGCAAUGCAAUCGUCAUCUGUUGAAAAUUCUGUUGUUCGAUCCCGGUGGAUAUCAUCCCAGGCAAGCUUAUCAAUGGGUAGGUAGGAUUCCAAGCGUUGAAACAGUGGACGACCGAUUGGUUCGCUUGUACCUACCACGCUUCGCUUCUACGACGGUAUGGUGCUGCCAUCUGAAGAAGGUUCACUACGUGCGCGUAACAUUAUCAAAUUCUUUGGAGUUCCUGAUCAAAAUUAUGCAGCAGAUGAACUUCAAUUGUCACCAGUUCCACGGGGGGGAAUGUUGCGAAUAGUUCCUAUACGUUAGGCUCUUUGUGGAACUGGCAACCCUGAAGCAAGAACGUCGGGCGCCGCCGUAGCUGCCUAUAGGAUUUGAGAACGAAGAGCAGUGCAUUUUAGUUCGCGAUAGGUGGAAGAAGUAUGACUUGUGCGCUGUUGUUGGGUGACUUGUCCGUGAGCUGAUACUACAAUGUAUUAGUGUUUAUAUUUGAAUUAUAUAGAAAUUAAUUAUUCUUUAAUAAAUUUGCAGUUAUUGAAGCUGCUUGAAAUAUAAGCUGCUCUCAAUAUGGUAUCUUAGCUCCGAACGUACCACACGCCCCAACA
Messenger RNA from Aedes albopictus (Asian tiger mosquito), 1476 nucleotides. RefSeq lists its product as uncharacterized. The coding region runs from base 306 to 1166 and encodes 286 amino acids. The transcript is spliced from 2 exons. NCBI's taxonomy places the organism in Eukaryota, Metazoa, Arthropoda, Insecta, Diptera, Culicidae. The record is from RefSeq and is a predicted model, not a curated record.